This is a messenger RNA of Naegleria fowleri, 1026 nucleotides long. RefSeq lists its product as uncharacterized. The coding region runs from base 1 to 1026 and encodes 341 amino acids. The transcript has a single exon. Lineage: Eukaryota; Heterolobosea; Eutetramitea; Acrasida; Naegleriidae. The record is from RefSeq and is a predicted model, not a curated record.
AUGGGAAACACUAUCAAAAGGCUUACACGAAAACCUCCUCAAUCUCUCACGAUCCGACAAUUAAUGAGUUAUGAAUUUGAUUUACAACGGAAGAAAUUUAUAGUCACUGGAAGCUCGAGUGGAUAUGGAUUAGCUUUAUCAAAAUUAUUAACUCAAUUGAAUGGACAUGUUAUUGGAACAGUGCGGAGUACAGAAAAAAGUAAACCUACUUUGGAUUCUGUUCGGGAACAUUUAGAAAAAACGAAACCAAAGAAUCCUGGUGUAUUUGAAACGAUGCAAUUGGAAUUGACGAGUUUUGAUAGUGUCAGAAAUUUUGCACAAGAAUAUCAAGCAAAACAUUCCAAUUUGCAUGCACUAGUGAACAAUGCAGGAAUUGGUUUACUUCCUGAAUUUAAAAGAACUGUCGAUGGAUUUGAGGAAACUUACCAGGUUAAUUUAUUAAGCCCUUAUUAUUUAACCACUCAACUAGUCCCUUUAUUAAGAAGAGGAGUUAGAGAUUAUGGAGAACCUUCGAAAAUAUUAUUUAUUUCUUCUAAGAUACAUCACUACCCACGAGAUGAGACAUUUUUGUUGGAACGACAUUGGAAUGAUCCAAAAGAAUAUCAACCCAACAAACAAUAUGCUUAUUCAAAAUUAGCAGCAAUACUAGUCAUGCUGGAGAUGGCAGAAAGGUUGGAGAGCUACCAGAUACAUGUCAAUGCUUUGGAUCCUGUAGGCAGUUUGUCACUCAAUACUAACUUCCAUAGAUAUAGCGAAGAGGAUGCAAAGAAUAACCUCAUGACGUUUUUGCGACGAUUUAAACAGAUAACAUCUCCUGACAAGGCAGCUUAUUAUGCCCUCAAUACUUUAGCAAAUCCUGACCACAGAGACACCACAGGAGAAUAUUUCACAAGAAUGAACAUUCGAUUGCCGAGUCGAUUGGCGAACAAUGAAGAACUUUGUAUGGAAAUGUUGGAUCAAACAGAAUACUGCAUCUACACGGCUCUCAAAGAGAAGCAUCGAGAAAGGCAACAAUCUCAAAAGUAA